CUACUUUCCUUUACUAGUCUCAAAAUCUCGUUUAUCGGUCCAACCAUAUUCACGUCUAUCCAGAAAAAACAAAAUAAAAACAUUUCCAUCCAACUUCCCUUUCCUUUUCUUGGCAAAUUUUUCCUCUUUUAUUUUCCCAGUUUAAACCCCCUUCUUCUUCCAUAAUCAUUACUUAUUUUCCAUCUCAGUUUUUAAAUUUAAAUUGUUCUUCUUCAUAGGACAGAGUGGAGUGACUCUUUGUGUGUGCCUGCGUGAGAUAAGUUGUUUAUCUCAUCCAUUCAAUCUUCAUGUCUAUGUGGACCCAAUAAUUCAGCACAUUGCCUAGGGCUUAAAAAAAGGUUGGUUUCUUGAGGUUGGGGUUUGAUGGGGUGAACUCAAAGGUGUAAUGGGUAGCUUCAGUGAUGAUGAUGAAAAAUGUGUAUUUUUUGAUGCCUCUGAGAACAUUGGUCACUUCUCUGAUUUGGGUUCCAACUACCAUCCCCAGGUGCUCAAGUCUACCUCAAGAAGUGAUAAUUGUGUCACCAGUAGCUACCCCUAUGAUGUGUGGACUACAAGUCUUACCACUGUUAAAGAGCGCCGAAGGAAAUUCUUUAGUUGGAUGGACUUACACGUAAAUGAUGGAGAAGAUCCAGUGACUGUAUAUGAGAAUUCUGAUUUAUCUAGUUGUGAGAUUGAACGGAUUUUGGACAAUAGCGAGGCUAUGUUGCCAACCUCAAUUCUGAAAGACGAAUUUCCUUCUGAUUUGCCUGUUGGAGUUUUCGGUUCAUAUAAAGAGUUGGAUUCAAAUGAGACAUUUCUUUUUCGGAAUGGUAAUCCACUUGGUGGAAGCGACUGCAAUGUACAUAAUCUGGCUGAGAAUAGCCACAGAACUGUGAAAUUGGAACGACAGUUGAUGUCUAGUGAGCCUGAGGACUCAUAUAUGUCCCCCAAAAUUCAGCAAAUUGGACAGCGGGAAUUAGAGGUCAGUGGAUAUGCUGGGAGGAAACUGAACCGCGUCAAGAGCCGUUUGUUAAGUAAAUUGCGAUCACUGACGUGCAUUGUAAAUGGCAAAGGGAGAGGUAACAAUGUGAAGGCCGACAUCAGCUCCAGCCUUGUUCAAAGAUCUAUAGUUCAGAGGGUUAAGGUUCACCACCGCAAGAAGCGAUUAAAGGAACUCUCCGCUCUUUUUGUGGAGCAAGAUAUCCAGGCUCAUAAAGGUUCAAUCUUAACUAUGAAAUUCAGUCUUGAUGGGCAAUACUUAGCCAGUGCUGGUGAAGAUAAGAUUUUGCGUGUAUGGAAAGUGGUGGAAGACGAGAGAUCCAACGAAAUUGACAUUCCAGAGUUGGAUCCGUCUUGCAUGUACUUCUCGAUGAACCAUCAAUCCCAACUGUCUCCUUUGGUGACAGAGAAAGAGAGAAUCAAUAAAUUGAGGGGCCUAAAGAAAACAACAGAAUCGUCCUGUGUUAUUUUCCCUCCUAAGGUCUUUCGGAUUUUGGAAGAACCGCUGCAUGUGUUCGAAGGACAUAGUGGGGAGAUAUUGGAUGUUUCAUGGUCAAAGAACAACUAUUUGCUUUCAUCAUCAACUGACAAAACUGUUCGUCUGUGGCAAGUUGGAUGUGAUAAAUGCCUCAAAGUUUUCUCACACAGUAAUUAUGUAACUUCCAUACAAUUUAAUCCAGUAAAUGAUGAUUACUUCAUCAGUGGUUCAUUAGAUGGAAAAGUUCGCAUUUGGGCGAUUAAUAGCUGUCAAGUUGUGGAUUGGAAAGAUAUAAGAGACAUUGUGACUGCUGUAUCGUACCGUCCUGAUGGGAAGGGUGGGAUUAUUGGCUCUAUGGCAGGGGCAUGUUGCUUCUUUAGUUUAAUAGAUCACAAGAUCCAACUGGAGGAGCGGAUGUCAUUGGGCAGUAAGAAGAAGUCACUUUGCAAAAGAAUUAGUGGCUUUCAGUUUCUACCAGAAGACCCAACUAAAGUAAUUGUUACUUGUGCUGACUCCCAAGUAAGAAUCCUUAGUGGGAUCAAUGUGAUCGGCAAGUGCAGAGGCCUAAGAAAUGCAGGAAGCCAUCUCUCUGCUGCUUUCACCUCAGAUGGGAAGCAUAUUAUCUCUGCGUCAGAAGAUUCUAAUGUCUAUCUAUGGAACUUCCACAUUCCAGAAGAGUCUUCUGUGUCUCAACCUGGAACAGUGAGAUCAUUUGAGUGCUUCAAUGGCGAUGCGACCAUUGCAAUACCUUGGUCUGGUUUGAAAAAUGUCAACCAUGAAAACCGGUGUCACUCACAAAGACUAAGUCAAAGCUUAACAAAUUUCCCGUUCCCUGCUUCUCCUUGGUUCUCUUUAGGACAAGAGCUGUUCUUAGAGGCAAUUCCCAAGGGAUCUGCAACCUGGCCUGAAGAGAAGCUCCCUGUGUCACAUCCUCGGUCUGUGCCUUCUGCAAUGUGUAAAUCUCAUUACAAGUUUCUGAAACGUUCUUGCCAGAGUUCAUCCCGUUCUCAUGCCUGGGGUUUAGUUAUUGUUACUGCAGGCUAUGAUGGGCGAAUAAGGUCAUUUCAUAAUUAUGGAUUGCCUUCGCCACUUUGAGAAGUAUUGCAUUCAGGGUUUUCAAGAAAGUGGACGUUAUCUCCUCGUGUGGCACCUCCUUUCUGGAUCAGGGAAACUCUGUAAUAUCCUUUGUGAUAGAACUACUCGACAGAGUUUACUGUUGCAGCGAGAGGUCCAUAUGAGAAAUCAUGUUUGACUGGUCCCUUCAGGUUUUAGCAAGUCAUAUCAGAGUUUGCUUAUAUACCUGAUCUGGCCACUAGUUGGUAAAUAUCUCAGAUUUGCCUUAUCCCAUUUUUGAGAUAACAGCCUAAUUUUAAUUUACAAGAGCCAUUUAUCCACUGUCACUGGAAAGAAAUGAAUACACAAGGAGAGGUCAACAUGGUAUGCUUAUCCAUAUGAGGUGCCUGCGGGACCUUUCAUAAUCUCUUUCCUUUGUUAUUUAAGUGAGACCAGGGAAGGAGCUAGUGGCUGUAAUUUUCUCAAGGAGAAAUGGUGGGGAACUUCAUCUUUUAUGGCAUGCUGGCUGUUCUGAAUGAUUGAAUUGUUGUCUGCCAUACAGUCGGUCAGUCCAUUGAAGGUGAGUGGGCCACUUCCUGCCGAAUUGGAGUGUUGUAGCAACUAAACGUGCAUGAGAUCUCUGUGCUAAUGUGAGUUGCUAAUAAAGUUAGAAUGCUUUGUGGCUGGUGCUCUGCUCUACCUCUGCUUGGAACAGCAUGCCUUUUCUAGUCAAAGUGGGAGGUUCAUUUUACAGAGGCUGCUGGUUACAUGGUCUUAUUUUUGGAUAACAGAGGAAUCCUCAAAGGCCAGUUGGUUUCGAAACUUGAUGGAUAGUAGGGGUCCGCUCCUCUACCUUGACUUAGUCAGUUAGUGUAUGGUUCAAAAUACAAUGGAUAAUGGGUCCGUCCCUUUAUCAUUCUCCACUUAAAUACUAGGCUUUAUUUUGCGGCUGAGUUUGAAUUUGUGAUGUGCGCCUAACCCAAACAUAUGCUCUGCUUUCUUACCACUAGACCAAAGUCCUGGGGGCCAAUGUUGCUGGUAACGUUGUUACACUAACAUAGAUCGCAUUUUCAAAUUUACAGCUCCAAAAUUGUAAUUAGUAGUGUCACAAUGUUGCUAUAAAACACAGAAGUGUGAGGUAUGUGACUUCAUUGAUUUAUUCUGUACAGAAAUCAGUAGUUAUUAGUGUAUAUGCCUUGUAUAUGCAUAGAGCUGAGCGCUCUCCUGUAAAAUUGAAAAUAGCAGCUGAACCUUAUUUUAAGGUUCAACAAUUUUGUUCCUAGUGUCAUCAUUGUAGUUUUUGCAAUAUGAGAUAAUUGUUAUUCCUUGCUGUA
Nicotiana attenuata is the source of this 3843-nucleotide messenger RNA. Its product is annotated as WD repeat-containing protein 44-like. The record is from RefSeq and is a predicted model, not a curated record. The transcript is spliced from 8 exons. Gene Ontology annotation, molecular function: protein binding. Bases 386 to 2551 code for a protein of 721 amino acids. NCBI's taxonomy places the organism in Eukaryota, Viridiplantae, Streptophyta, Magnoliopsida, Solanales, Solanaceae.